Molecule: messenger RNA, 429 nt
Organism: Fonsecaea multimorphosa CBS 102226
Lineage: Eukaryota; Fungi; Ascomycota; Eurotiomycetes; Chaetothyriales; Herpotrichiellaceae
Exons: 2
Coding region: 1-429 (142 amino acids)
Source: RefSeq, a predicted model, not a curated record
AUGGCGAAAAUGUCCCUCCUCCUGUCUGUGGUGCUCGCUUGGACGUCGACAUUCAUCAUCCGAGCUCACGCAUUGGCGACUUCAAUCCUCAGGUGGGCGGACAAGCGUCUCUUUCGCAUGAUGUUUGAGUCAACUGACUUUGACAGCACCUCCACGAGCACGUUGACAGAAGUUGCGGACUGCACCACCACUGCGUACACGGCACCAGUCAUUGCAAUUGGCCCGACAAGCACUUACUAUUCCCUCACAACCUACACAUCUCAAGUCUACGAUUGUCAUGGCUGCAACAAUAUCGUGGUCAUUCCAUAUGGCCACGUUUUUGUGGAGGCGAACUUUACCACCACAGUAACUGCGUAUAACGCGACCACCGUGACCCUCGCAAGAUGCAGCCCAACGCCAGGUCCAGUGAGCUUGACUACUCCCAGUUGA